AUGUGUGUGGUGUGCUGGAGUGGGCCGGGGGAGGGGAUUUUAAAAGCUCCUUGGACGACGUUAAAUCUUAAGUUGAGAACUAUCAAAGACGCCCUGGUGAAGAGAAGGGGAAUCAAAGUGGCACCUCUGGAUACAGGGACUCAGAUGCAAGAUGGCAAGCGAUGGGGCCAGAGUGCAAGAUGGCAAGCGAUGGGGCCAGAGAGGCGAGUGGGAAGCAGGUACCGCGUGUUUCACAGCCAUGCUGAGGGUCUGGAUUUUGUCCUGAAGGCAGAGGGGAGCCAUGGGAGGCUGCAGGCCAGGAAGUGA
Messenger RNA from Pipistrellus nathusii (Nathusius's pipistrelle), 306 nucleotides. NCBI's taxonomy places the organism in Eukaryota, Metazoa, Chordata, Mammalia, Chiroptera, Vespertilionidae. The record is from the annotation of a GenBank genome assembly.